Molecule: messenger RNA, 1755 nt
Organism: Oppiella nova
Lineage: Eukaryota; Metazoa; Arthropoda; Arachnida; Sarcoptiformes; Oppiidae
Source: the annotation of a GenBank genome assembly
AUGGCCACUAAUGAGUACACGUUGUAUAACUUCCACGGCUUGUGUGACACCAUCUACUCAUUCAGUCAAAGACACCACUGUUUCGGUCACUCAUCACAACUCGAUUACAACGGAUGCGGUCUUUACAGCGCUUCCAACGCAUCCAAAAUCAACACAAUCGCCAACUUUUACGCCACCAGCCCUUCGUUGCCCUACUUCUUAGACAAACCCAGACAACAGUUCCCAUAUGUGGUCAAAGAUUGUCUCAUUACCACAAAAGUUGGUCACAAAGACGUGUUGUUGUGGUCAACGAGAGCCACAAUCAGUGGUCACUGUUUAGAGACAAACAGUGAUAAAAGACAUCAUUAUAGCAGUGAUGAUAGUGUCAGUUGUGGACCCUUUAGGCACAACAGUCACAAGACUUGCCAACUCUUUGGCAGUGAUGACCAAUACGUCAAACCAAUCAUUGAAUUAAAAGCCAAUGAUUUGUCUGAAGUUCAGAGCAAUAGUCGCAAUAAAAUCACAUUUUAUCGGUUCAGUGAAGACUCGAUGAAUGAAGACUUAGACAUCACUUUAGAUGUGUUCAAUGAGAUCGAUGUCGAGGAUGUGGCCACAAAUGAGUCGGCGUUUGAGUGGUGCGAUCGCAAUUCUGUCAUUGAUAAUCAGCUCAUCAUUUCCUAUAAGACCGAUGAUGUGAUCCAUUUGUAUGACUUGGAGGACAACGAGUCGAUCAACGCAUUCAAACCGAACUCAAUGGAUGCUCAGAGACAAAUAGGUCUUCAGUGGACUCAAUACAACCCGAAUGUGUUCUUCUAUGGAGAGACCAAUCAAAUACUUUGUUAUGACUCGCGAGGAGGCAAACCGGUCAUCACUGUGAUGGACACCAAACAUAACGAUAAUCAAUACAAAUGGGAAACGUUUCACAAGUUUAUGCCCUCAAAGCUCAAUGAAUACCAACUGUUUGUGGCCACAGAUUAUCAUAUAUUCAUCAAUGACUGUAGAUUUGCCAAACAUAAUCUGAUGCAAUUGAAUCACAUGAUACCCACGAAUGUGGUCCGAAAUCUUAAGAGUUUAGUUGUCGAGUGCGAUGAAGAGAAACGUGAAAUUGUGGUCACUUCUGACUUGAAACACAAUUGUUUGAUGUCUUUUAAACGUCUGACUGAUGUGACGGCCCUCUCAUCCCUUCACUUGCCACUACACGCGAGCACUCCAAUCGAUACCAACAUUCAGUUUGAAGAGUAUAUCUACCGCGGAGUACAACUCAUAGACAGCGGCGACAAAUCUGGCUUUUCUUUAGCGGUUGUGACACAAUUCGGUGAUAUUUUUAUGCAAGACUUCUAUUGGAACCGUUCGGACCCAAUGAAUGGACAGUUAAGUGUCGGUCACUUUAGGGACAGGACGUGUGCGUCAGGAUUGGGUUCUAAAGACUUUACGCUAAGCACUGAAGUGAAAGAAUACUUGAAAGUUGUGAAUGACUUCCUGUUUAAUAUUGAAAAAGCAAAAGUGGUUGAGUUGGACGACAUCAGACAGUGUGUCCAUUGCUGUGCUGAUAGGGUCUGUAAAUUAGUGGCCAAUGAGUGUCACUGCAGGGAUUUGGUUGCAGUGGCACCGACUCUUCCGCCCGACCCAAUAGGCAAGAAGUCGCGCAUUACUCUCAAUGAACUUCUAAGUGAUGGCCGAUAUUUUGAACAAGAACUCGUCGAUAAUUUUAAGAGAUUAGAAGAUUCACAGUAUUUGGACCAAAAUGUGGACAAUUAUACAAAGAGUUUGCUCGAA